UCGUCACUUCGUCUCGUAGAAGUCACUCCUAUAGUCUUAUCGGCUCUCAGUCUAUCCUCGUUACUGUCAUUGCUCCAUUUCCAUCUCUAUCCAGCUGCUUCUCGGAGCUACAGUAGCGUUACACAAAGCCCUAAACCCUAAUUUGACCGGCGAUGGCGUCAAUCAACUUCAAUUUCUUCGACAAUUGGUUCAAUAAACCUCCAAACCCUCUCCAGCCGGCGAACUUGUUCUUUCUGGCCAAUUCAUUCUCUCCGAAACCAGCUGACUCUCCGGCUUUUGCUUCCUUGAGUGCCUCAAAUCUCUUCAGUAAGAAGCCCAAAAAGCCCGAGGAGGAAUCCCCGGAGCCCGGGUACUACAAGCAAAUGGUGGACCAGUUCUUCUGGGAGCACGAAAACGACCCCGACUAUCGACACACGCCGGAAGUGGAGAAGAUCCUUAACGAUGACCCGGUAUUCGAGAAGAAGGAGAAUCCGACGCCGGAAGAGCUGAAACAGAACGAGGAGUGGUGGAGAGAGUUCAGGUCAAAUCCUUUGGUGGAGUUCUGGUCUCGAGUGAUCGAGAUUGACGACAAGAUCAACGAGCUGGAGCUGAGGGAGAACUCUAUUCCGUAUAGAUGGGAGGACAGGAAGAUCUGGCAGGCGGUGCCGCAUGUCCCUGGAGAGGACGGGCGGCCGAUGCCGAGGAAGGCGAUAAUGACGAGGAAACAGAGCGACGACAAGUUUUGGGAUUUCGCACGGCAGUUCUUUUUUGGGCUUUGGGGGUUUAGGCAGAGACCUUACCCCUCUAGUCGGCCAAUCGAUGUUGCUCAGGCGAUUGGUUACCAGAAGCUAGAGAAGCGCUACUAUGACUUUAUCAUGAGAAGCGGUGGGUUUUACUAUAAGGAUCGAUUGGGAAGAACAAGAGGACCGAUGGAGCUAAUACAGCUGAAAACUGCGUGGGGUGGUGGGAUAAUAGACAAAGACACGUUUGUGUGGAUGGAAGACAUGGACGAAUGGGCACCAAUCCACAUGAUUUAUGGAAUGGAACCUGCAAUUGCCACUUGGGAAGUGAGAUUCGGUGCAGCAGCAACAGCUCUCCUUAAGAAACUACAGCAUGGUAUAAAGCCGUGGGCUCCUCUUAAGGGACACGAGCCAAAAACCUAUAAGCAGGUGCAGCAAGAGGCUAUAGAGAGCAGAAAGAGAGACUUGGCAGUUCUGCAAGCCAACGGUGGUGUUUGGCCUGGAGUCAGAACGCCAAGCCAUGCCUUAUUUCUUUGGGCUAGUGGUCCUGAACUUACCCCUACUUUGGAACAGGAUCAUAUGCCUAACAAAUACAUCCCGAAAGACCUCAGAGAACGUUUGGCGAAGAUCAUCCCUGGACUAAGGCCGUGGGAGGUAUUGAGUGUGGAGCAAGCAAUGGAUAAAAUAACAUACGGUGGACAGUGGUACCGUGAGCCACUAGGAGCAUACAUGACUGGUCCUCCAUACAUCAGGCACUGGAACAAGGAUGUUAGGAGAAUACUUGAGAUCUUCUACAAUCUUGGUUCCCAAGUUUAUAGCAAGCUGGAGAGGACAAUCCCUGGCUUUGAUACGGUGAUGGAGAAGGUCCAGACCGAUGCUGAUGCGAGGGAUGCGAGGCGCAAGCUGAAGAGAGAUGCCCUGAAGAAAGCUAAAUGAGACGGGGUUAAGUUAAGUGUGUGAUGUGCCUGUUGGUGUGUAGAAUUGUUGCUUAUUAAGUUUGCAGCAAAGCAAUGUCAAAGACUCAAGAGGAGGCUGCUUUCUUCCGGCAGAGACAGUAACAGUAGGCUGCUUUCUUUUGUUUCAUCUUGAAGCGGCCUUUGAGAGUUGAAACUAAUUAUGAGGUAGAAACGAUGUCGCCUUCUCAGACUGAAUUUAGUAGGUGAAGCCCAAAUGGGAGCCUGGUAGUUGUGGUGGGUGGAUGAACUCCACAUUGGCCCGGCCCGGCCCACAGAAACAAAAAUGGAUUAAAUUCCCGAUUCCGAAUUCCAAUUCCAGUUCCACCGACCCUUUGAGGGGUUUGAGGUGUCACAUGCUUAUUGGCUUCUUUAUAUCAGACAAUAGUUACGAAGUACGUGUAAAGUAACUGAGAGCCUGCCAUCUUUAGGGCGGCUCUUUCCGUCGGACGCUUGUCCCUCCCUCGCUUGUCUAUACUAUAGCCGACUUUGUGCCUAUAUAGUAUCUUAGACAAGGCCCUCUCAUUGGUAGGCUGAGCUGAAAUUAGAAAUGGAAGACUGUGCAAUGGAAGCUCGUCAUAUGUUUCCGGAAGCGGAAGAAGAAAAUCUACCUUCGAAAGGAAGUGAAGGCUGCGCUGAUGCAGAGGACAAAGAAGAAGAAGAAGAGAAGCGAGGUGGAGGCGGUGGGAUUCUGAACAAUCUGCUGGGCAACUUGGUUGCUCCGAUGAGUCCAAGAGCGUCAGCUGCUACAACCGAGGCCGCCGGAGAUGAAGAUCACCGACGGGAGACUUUCCACGAUUUGCCACCGCCACCGCCACGUGGUGCUCCAGCCGAUGAAGUUGUCAGCGAAAAGAGUGAAAAUGUCGUCGGCGACGAUGAAGGGAGUAGUGGAAUCAUUGACAGCAUCGUCUCUCACUUGCCUAAAUCUCUGCCAGAAGAUGUGGCUCCGACUAAUGAUGAGGCAUCCAUCCUGAUCCAUGCCAUUGUCCAUGAUUGAAGAUUUUAUACGAAUUCUGCUUUUGUUGUCCCCUGUUUUAUGCGUGGGGUUCAGACAGUUCAGGGUUGCUUGUACCAACCGGGCAAACCGCUUGACAUUUUUCAAUCCGUUGUAAUUUCGUUUUGGGUUACCUCAUUCUGUUGGCACAUGGGGUUUGGUUUGAUUUGAUUUUUUCAUUGCGG
Messenger RNA from Linum tenue, 2851 nucleotides. Lineage: Eukaryota; Viridiplantae; Streptophyta; Magnoliopsida; Malpighiales; Linaceae. The record is from the annotation of a GenBank genome assembly.